Drosophila rhopaloa is the source of this 1216-nucleotide messenger RNA. Its product is annotated as cyclin-dependent kinase 5 homolog. The transcript has 4 exons. The record is from RefSeq and is a predicted model, not a curated record. Gene Ontology annotation, biological process: protein phosphorylation; neuron apoptotic process; axonogenesis. Lineage: Eukaryota; Metazoa; Arthropoda; Insecta; Diptera; Drosophilidae. Gene Ontology annotation, molecular function: ATP binding; cyclin-dependent protein serine/threonine kinase activity. The coding region runs from base 55 to 939 and encodes 294 amino acids. Gene Ontology annotation, cellular component: cytoplasm; nucleus.
UUCUCCACCUCUAAUUAGAACCCAGCUAAAAUCCGCAGAAAAACCAGGAUCAGGAUGCAGAAGUACGACAAGAUGGAGAAGAUCGGGGAGGGCACCUACGGCACGGUGUUUAAGGGCCGCAACCGCGACACCAUGGAGAUCGUGGCCCUAAAGCGCGUUCGCCUCGACGAGGACGACGAGGGAGUGCCCAGCUCCGCCCUCCGGGAGAUCUGCUUGCUGAAGGAGCUGAAGCACAAGAACAUCGUGCGCCUCAUAGACGUCCUGCACUCGGACAAGAAACUCACCCUGGUCUUCGAGCACUGCGACCAGGACCUCAAGAAGUACUUCGACAGCCUCAACGGGGAGAUCGACAUGGCCGUGUGCCGAAGCUUCAUGCUCCAGCUGCUCCGCGGACUGGCCUUUUGCCACAGCCAUAAUGUCCUGCACCGCGAUCUGAAGCCCCAGAACCUAUUGAUCAACAAGAAUGGCGAACUGAAGCUGGCUGACUUUGGUCUGGCUCGAGCCUUCGGCAUCCCCGUGAAGUGCUACUCCGCGGAGGUGGUGACUCUGUGGUACCGACCACCCGACGUUCUGUUUGGAGCCAAGCUAUACACCACCAGCAUCGACAUGUGGUCGGCCGGAUGCAUCCUGGCGGAGCUGGCGGACGCUGGACGACCGCUGUUUCCCGGCUCCGAUGUCCUCGACCAGCUGAUGAAGAUCUUCCGAGUGCUGGGCACCCCCAACGAGGACUCCUGGCCGGGGGUCUCGCACCUCUCGGACUACGUGGCGCUUCCAUCCUUUCCGGCCAUUACCUCGUGGAGCCAACUGGUGCCCAGGCUGAACUCCAAGGGACGCGACCUGCUGCAAAAGCUGCUCGUCUGCCGGCCAAAUCAGCGGAUCAGCGCCGAGGCCGCCAUGCAGCAUCCCUACUUCACGGACAGCAGCUCUUCGGGGCACUAACAUGGAAUCGAGUGGGUUGGCAUUGGUAUGGGCCACGUACUUUGAUUAGACUUAAGCCAAACCCCUAACCUUGUCUAGCUAUGAAAUGCGUAGAUCUUCGAACAGUAUCUGUGUAGUAGGCAUCGAUUAUAGACUAGGAUGAACUGUCCUUUGUUUUUUGCAAUAUGUUUUUAGGCUAGGUUUUUAGUUGCCAAAGCAAAAUAACAAAAAAAAAGUUUGAUUAAAGACAAUCCUUAACAAUGUGACACUUAAUAUAGCCAUUUAGCUGCCAAAUUAA